This is a messenger RNA of Bombus pyrosoma, 4645 nucleotides long. RefSeq lists its product as uncharacterized. The record is from RefSeq and is a predicted model, not a curated record. The transcript has 14 exons. Gene Ontology annotation, biological process: signal transduction. Gene Ontology annotation, molecular function: protein binding. NCBI's taxonomy places the organism in Eukaryota, Metazoa, Arthropoda, Insecta, Hymenoptera, Apidae. The coding region runs from base 16 to 4629 and encodes 1537 amino acids. Gene Ontology annotation, cellular component: nucleus; plasma membrane.
AACAAACGUCAAUCGAUGUCACAGCAACCGGGGAAAUCAUCGAUCUCGGAGAGUUUUUAUCAAAGCACGCCAAGGGUCGACACCGAUAUCGGCCCGUUAACGUUUUUUCCCCCGGGCAGCAAGUGCUCGACAGCUCUGACCCUGCCAACCGAUCCGGCUCUCUUUAUGAAAACUAGAACAAAGAAUUUCCAAAGUGACAACGAGCUACCACAAAACAUCGUGAACGAGGCCAGGGCGAAUCUCCAAUCUCACGUCUCUGACUUUUUUCAACAAAUUUCGAUGGCCACCAGCCCCGAGGACGUGAUGGAGGCUGAGUCCGUACCCUUCUCGAACAAUCGAGUUUAUUCUCAGAACGAGGGGAAAACAAAGUUCGCGGAUUGCUCGAAAAUAUCAUAUUUACCGAAAUUGGCGAAGAUCACGAAAAUUCACGCUCGAUGCAAGACACCGUACCACAGCAAGGCUUCCUCUACCGUGAACUCGUUGAAAGGCAAUGGUCAUAGUCAAACGCCCCUAGCUGGGAAACUUUCGAAUCUGGCUAUCGACCAAGACUUACCUAAAUUUGAGAACAUGGACAAUACGAUUACGGAAGUUCUCAACAGGGAGCAGGAAAUAAAUUUUACUGGCAAAACCGUGGCGGAAAUUCUUUUGGGAGACGUGGAAGAAAGGAAGAAGGUUCUCGGGAGUAGUUGCGAGGAAGAAAACUUCUCCGCAUCCGAUCAUACCUACGAGACGAUCGUGGAACGAGACGAAACCGUGGCCGAGGAAGCUACGACUCACAACGAUAGUUCCAUCUCUUCGGCUAGUCAACUGUUGGAAGAUCCAUCGCCGAUGUCUUGGGCGUUUACCUCGCCUCCGAACGAUCUCGAUGGAGAAUUCACUUUGAAGAGGCAGCGAGGCAUACGGAGGAAGCGGCAUCGGAAGGAUACCGAGAAAGUCUCCGAUGGAAAGCGAGCAAAGAGACGAUCGUCUAGUCACAGCCCGUCCACUGGCACGAAAUCAGCAACGACACAGAACACCUUGGUGGAAGCUGUGAAUCCAAACGUGAAAAAGCUCGCUUUGGAGACCGACUUGGACACUACUUUGGACGAGAAAUGCGUGUUCGAACCGAAAGGGCUGUUCUGUGAACUCGACGAUCGCAAGGACGAGGAAGUUGGAAGGAAAGCGAAUACUUGGGAUCUGGAUAGUCCAAAGUCGACUCUUACCGAUGACUUUCAUAGUUCGAAAUCGUUUCUGAACUCGGUGUCCAACACACCGGAGACUCCGCUGGUCGCGACUGUCAGAAGAUGCCUCAAGUUCAGCCCGGAGAGCGAACCUCCGAGACAAAAUUGUCACGGAUCGAUCGAGAUCGAGUAUUCCGUCGUGGGCGAUCAAAUACACGUUCGAGUGAUAAGGUGCAAGGACCUACGGAGGGCAUACGAGGGUCCAGUUCACGCUUACGUGAAGGCGAGUUUGAAGAAUACGAACGGCGAGGGAGUGGUGAAGAGAACAGCGGUACACAGAGCCACACCGAAUCCCGUUUUCCACGAGACCUUGAUACUACCCUGCCCGGCGAACAACAAUCACUACACCAGCAAGCCCACGUCCCUGGACAUCGCGGUCUGGCACAGGGAUCGUCGUGCAAGACGUAGCGAGCUGCUGGGCUGUAUGACUCUACCUCUACCUCUGUCUCAAGAUAAGGAAGCGACAUGGCAUCCGCUAGAGGCAGGAACCGGUCGGAACACGAGCAACCCUUAUGCCGGUUUGCCACAAGAUUGCGGAGUUUCGCCACCCCUGUCGAAGGACGGAGAGCCAGAUAAUAAUAAUUCAGGAGCAGAAGACCUGACGUAUUUGAGGCAUCUCGAAUUAGAGCCUAUCGAUCCUUUGACUGGCUUACCCCUGCAUCCGGGUUUUACUGCUAGAGGCGGCAGAACACCAUGCACCGUUACGAGGAGACUGAUAAGACAAACUGCAGCUAAUCAGGUUCCAUGGGGAUUUUCGCUCUCCUGGGGAAGACCGCCCCGCGUGGAACGCGUGGACCCUGGCAGCCCGGCGGAACGAUCCGGUCUGAGGCCAGGUGAUCACGUAGUCUUCGUCGAUAUGACGAACGUAGUGACGCGAUCACGGGAAGAGAUUCUUGGACUGAUCCAGGCGGCCACGAAUCAACUGGUUUUGGAAGUUUAUCGUAAGGGGAACGUUCAUUCGUCGAUGCACCGGCCUAACUCGAUGAACGUUAGUCUGCAGCAAUCGAUCGGUGGCGGACAUCAUGCGGUUGCGUUUAACGCCGAGGUGUUUCCAAACCUCGCGCCGGAUGCACCACCGGAGGAGGAGUUGUCCGUGCGUGAAACACGGUACUGGGGAAUCCUGAAAAGCGGUCAAACGCGUUUUCUGGCGCCUUUAGCCGAGAGACGCGAUGUUCUCUCCGCGGCGGAUUACUUGAUCCUCUUCCAAAAUCUCGACGAGUUGCUCAAGAUCUCCGAGGAAAUUCGAGACGAAGGUGGCGGAGUCGAGAGUUACUUGUGUAGAGUUCCAAGAAUCACCGCUGCCUAUAGAAGAUACUUAAGCGGGUUGCAACGCGCGUGUUGCCUGUUGGUGGCCCUUAGACGAAACACGGCAUUCGCCAAGCUCGUCUGCGAGCCUGCUGUACCGCACAAGAGACGACCCGAUUUGACGGGUGUCUUGCUCUUGCCUCUGGAGCAUUACAGAGAGAUGACGAGACUGUUGGGUCUGGCGUCGCCAAGGAAUUGCCAGCAAGCCAGAGAUCUAUCUCAGGGAUACAGAGAAGCGACGGCUAACGCCGGUGUGAUGGAACCACCGCGCGAUACCGGUAGACCUUUGCUCAGUCUGCAGGAGGUUGAAUCUCGAUUGGUUUUCGCGAGAUGCAAACCGUUCACGUUGGCCAUGCCCGGUAGACAAUGGCUAUUCGGCGGUGCGCUCGCAAAAGUGGAGGGUCGAGCACGACUGCAACCCUCAUGGGCCUUACUUCUUACCGAUCUUCUCGUAUUCGCUCGGGUUUCCCGAGAUCGCGUUCUAUUCGUAACCGAAGAGCCUCUACGACUAUCGAACAUCGCCGAGGCUUGUUUCACCGUCCGCAAAAGACCCACUGAAUUUCGACUGCAAAUCGCUAUCAAUCCUUCCGGAAGCUCGGAGAACGGUCACGUGGAGGUGAAUAGCGGUGGCUGCAGCCCUCACAGUCGUCCGCGAAGACGAGUUUUAGUUUUGCGUGCACCGACUCCAGAACUGAAGGCCGUUUGGCACAAUCUUCUUCAGCGACAGAUAAUCUAUGUAAAUACAGGCUAUGGUGGAACACCGAGUCAGGACAGUCCAGAAGAAAGUCCCAUCACCGGUAGCAAUUUCACCAACGCAGCGAUUAGGGAGCCUACGGAAAGUUCGCAAACCACCAGGGAGUCGCAGAAACAGGACGAGGAAAAGGAAUCGCGCUCCGUUGACAGCAUCGACAGUAUCGUUAAAAGUUCAACGGGAGACAAUCAUCUGGCGCAAUGGGUGCGCAAUUCCCAUCAAAUUCCUCCACCGGAUAACGAGGAAGUUCCCAUCGAGGAAUGGACGGCCGAGGAGUUGGCGGCACGUGCCCCGAAAGAAACCAGCAACGAACCGAGUCGAGAACGAAACGCGACAUCGGAGGAUGUUGUAACGGAAAUAAUGAGUUCGGAUAUAGAGCAACAGAGUACAGCUUCGAGCGCGAGCCUCAGUACAGUCAAGUCUAACAGCGUAAACACGAAGAAAAAUGGCAGCCUCGCAUCUUCCAAGGAAAAUUCCACCAGCUCGAUCAACAUUUGUAGACGAUGCCACAGACGCGCGUGCAAUUGUAGAUCGGGUUGUCCAACGCCGCCUUUGACGAGAGAUCCGUUUUCCCCGUUGCCUCCAAAGAUCUCAGUUGUCCCGCCAACGCCUGACUUCUGCACCAGGCAUCGACUUAGAAAUGGAUUGCACGAUAGCCCAGGAAGGAACAGCCCGUCUUACACUCCGGCCGAUGGCAACACAGAAGAUGGAAGCGAGGACGACCUUGAUUGCGACGGCGAACCACCGUACAGAGUUCUAAGAAGAUUCGGUACGGUGAGCAGUUUGGAUCAGGACGACGAGCUCGAAGAGCAAGCAGACGAUGACAAUCGAGAUUCCGAGUCUCCACCUACGGGUUUAAGAGCGUGGACGGCUCGAGCAAGCAGUUACGUAGUCAGUAAAAGAUCGUCGUUGCUGGAACAACUCGGCGAAGGCAUAGGUGGAUACCUUCUUCAAUCGCCGGUCCCCCCUGAAAGAACGGAAUUCUCGUUGGACCCGAACGACGAGGAAGGGACGACGUCCGGAGCUACAUCGGGGGACGAUAUCUGGGGAACUCCAACCUCUGGCGGCCCCGACGACGAAAGCUUCACCGCAAGCUCGCCGCCGCCCAUCGGUUCAGGCAACGUCGUUGCUUUUGGCGAAGAUAACUACGGCCUAAACCUGUCGGUGGAGGACGAGGUCGACCAGGAGUCUGAGAACGACGACUGCAAUUUGUCGGAACUGAACAUGGAUCAGUUACUCGGCAGUGGAAGUCUCAGCUCGUUGCGGUGUUUCCUGGGCAGGCAAAGGUUAGAGCCACUCCCGGAGGAGGAAGAUUCGUCUGGAAGCGCGAAGGAUCAAGUCGGAUGGUGGUGACAGCGGUUUCAAACGG